AUGUCAGCUCCUGAUAUAAUGCUCAUGACGCCUAAUGGGCGGUUCGAGCUGGGUAAGAAAAUCUGUAUAGAUGGACUGACAAGUUUUCAUGCUGGUUCUUGGCAACCCGCAUGGGGUGUUAGAACAGGUGAAUCAUUUUGGAUGCAGACUGGAGAAGCUUUGUCAGCUAUUGGCGCAUUGGAUUAUUCCAAAGAGGAGAGAAAGAGAUUAGCCAAGUUGUCGAAGGAUUGGAAAUGUCCCCAGUGCGGAAUAAGAAAUGAGGAUAUUAUACCGGUGUCAAGUGGUACUCAGAGUUCAGUGUCGAUUCAUGAAAAUGAACAUGAAGACGCUCAGAACGGGGAGAGUGGUAUCUCGAGCUCAAUAAGCGAAACUAAAGUUGCUCAGAGUAGAGUCUCGGUGGACCCGAAUUUACAGGAAAUCCCACCGAUCCCUUCGCCACCAGCUCGAUCCGUAACUCCUGGACGUUUACCCGCUGUUGAAGCCCAUUUACCAACAACGCAAGUCGCUGUAGCAAGUCCAAGGAGAUUUAUAUGGAUAGACUCGCUGAUCUUGGCUGGUGUAUCAAUGUUGAUCCUUCUCAUAGCGAGGCGAUUGGUUUAG
Messenger RNA from Kwoniella shivajii, 600 nucleotides. RefSeq lists its product as uncharacterized. The coding region runs from base 1 to 600 and encodes 199 amino acids. The record is from RefSeq and is a predicted model, not a curated record. NCBI's taxonomy places the organism in Eukaryota, Fungi, Basidiomycota, Tremellomycetes, Tremellales, Cryptococcaceae. Gene Ontology annotation, molecular function: metal ion binding. The transcript is spliced from 3 exons.